AGCACUCUCGUUCUCUCUCUGCGCUUUAUUCUGUUCAAAUCCACUGCUUUUACUUUGCCGUUUCACUGAGAACGAGGCUCACUCUCUUUCUCUAUUUCUCUCUCUCAUAGAAGAAGAAGAAGAAGAAUCAGGACCAAGUAGAAAAGCUUAAACCAAGCACUCUCUCUUCAAAGAUCAAAUCACACUUUUUUGGUUUCUCUCUCCAAAAUCUUCCUCAUUGUCCUGCUUCAAGAAUCCUUGUCUCUUCAACACUUUUUCUCUUCUUAUUCUAAAAACCAAUCUUCACUUCUUCUCUCAUUCGUCUCUGUUUGGGAAAAACUAAAACCCAUUUCUCUAUUCCUGUCUCGGUAAGCCAAGGAGUGACAAAAACCCUUUUAAUCCGAGACCAACUUGUCUUUGCUUUUAGCUUCUGUCUGAUUCAAAGGAGAAGAAACAAGUCAAUUCUUGUCAAUUUCGGGAAAAAAAAAAACAUAUUUUUAAACAGUGAUUCAACUAAAUACCCCAAAUUUGUUCGAUUUGAUCUCUGUUGUCUUUUUUUUUUCUGGAUGGAUUGAGUCUUUAUUCCAAGGACAGCUCAAGAACAGCAAUGAGAGACGAUAAAUCCAAGAAAAACAAGUUGUCAUGGUCCAAGAAGAUGGUGAGGAAAUGGUUCAACAUCAAAAGCAAAACUGAAAAGUUUCAAGCAGAUGUUUCUGUUCCUCAACCUCAAGGAGUUGAAGUUGAGCACAGAAACAGCUUCUCAGAGAGAGAGCCCUGCACAAUCAAGAAGAGCAAAACUGAAAAACUCAAUAAGAACUGGGAGCAGCAAGCUAGACAAAGGAAAAUGAACUAUGAAAAUCCCAGAAUCAUUGAUGUCCAAAACCACAGCAUCUUUGUAGCUACAUGGAACGUUGCUGGACGCUCUCCUCCGGAAGAUCUAAACCUCGACGAAUGGCUUCAUUCCUCUGCUCCUGCAGAUAUAUACGUUCUCGGGUUCCAAGAGAUUGUUCCUCUUAAUGCUGGUAAUGUUCUUGGAGCUGAAGACAAUGGUCCUGCUAAGAAAUGGCAUUCCCUCAUCAGGAAAACGCUCAAUAACCUCCCCGGGACAAGCAGUGUCUGUCAUACUCCGUCGCCUAUUCCUGUCCCCAUUGCAGAGAUUGAUGCUGAUUUCUCUGGAUCUUCGAGGCAAAAGAACGAGACUUUCUUCAACAGAAGGUCUUUCCAGACCCCGAGCGUAUGGAGUAUGGAAGAGAAUGACCCUUCGAUCUCACAGCCACGGUUUGACCGUCGUUUCAGCGUGUGUGAUCGCGUAUUCUUCAGUCAUAGACCAAGUGAUUUUGACCCGAGCUUCAGGUGUAGUCACAGGCCUAGUGAUUACUCAAGAAGGCCUAGUGAUUACUCUAGACCAAGCGAUUAUUACUCUAGGCCGAGCAAUUAUUCUCGGCCUAGUGAUGUUUCCCGGUGGGGCUCCUCGGACGAUGAUAACGGCCCAGGGGAUUCUCCAAGCACACUCUUGAAUUCACCUGGGUCAUGUCUUGGUUCUGCAUCGACUGAAAACGGUUACAGAAUCCCGUGGAACUCAUCGCAGUACUGUUUGGUCGCAAGUAAACAGAUGGUUGGUAUCUUUUUAACAAUCUGGGUGAAAAGCGAGUUACGAGAACACGUCAAGAACAUGAAAGUAUCUUGUGUUGGUAGAGGAUUAAUGGGUUAUCUCGGAAAUAAGGGAUCAAUCUCAAUUAGUAUGUUGCUUCAUCAAACAAGUUUCUGCUUCGUCUGCACUCAUUUGACCUCGGGACAAAAAGAAGGUGAUGAGCUAAGGAGAAACUCCGAUGUCAUGGAGAUACUCAAGAAAACAAGGUUUCCUCGAGUCCAGAGUUCUGCAGACGAGAAGUCCCCUGAGAAUAUCCUUCAGCAUGAUCGGGUAAUAUGGCUCGGGGAUCUGAACUACCGGAUAGCGCUCUCUUACCGAUCCGCAAAAGCACUAGUCGAGAUGCAAAACUGGAGGGCAUUACUAGAAAACGAUCAGUUACGGAUAGAGCAGAAACGAGGGCAUGUGUUUAAAGGAUGGAACGAAGGAAAGAUUUACUUCCCACCAACUUACAAAUACUCAAAUAACUCGGAUAGAUAUGCAGGAGGUGAUUUGCAUCCAAAGGAGAAACGUCGUACUCCUGCUUGGUGUGAUCGGAUACUAUGGCAUGGAGAAGGUCUACAUCAGUUAUCUUAUGUAAGAGGGGAGUCGCGGUUUUCAGAUCAUAGACCGGUUUAUGGCAUAUUCAGCGCAGAGGUUGAGUCAAAUCACAAGAGAUUAAAGCGAACCACGAGUCAUUCCACUGCACGGGUCGAAGCUGAAGAACUCUUACCUUACGCCCGUGGAUACACAGAGCUAACAUUUUUCUAAAAGAAAAUCGAAAAGAAGUUCUUUACGGUAAAUUAAAGUGUUUUUUUACGAGUGUUGAAGCCUUGAGGAGUGAUGAUGAUGGAGACAUUUCAUUGCUCCUUUUAACACAAAAGGAAACAAGAAACAGGUGUAUAAAGGAUUGUAAUUUUGUCUUGGUUAACAGAAUUUCGCAUAUCAAACCGGUUCUUUUAUUUAUCAUGGGAGGACUUACAGCGUGUAGGAUUAUUAAACUGACAGAUGGAAGGUUUUUUAAUUCAUCAGUCUUUUUAGGGAUAGAUUUUGAUAAUAUCAUUAUUGUAAAUUGAAGUGUGUUCCCGAGACAAUGAUAGUGUAAUGCUUGUUGUAUAAGUAAGAUUUAGCCGUUUAAGUGUAACAAAAAGAUUAUACAACAAAAGCAAUUAUUUAAUUCAUUAU
Molecule: messenger RNA, 2791 nt
Organism: Arabidopsis lyrata subsp. lyrata
Lineage: Eukaryota; Viridiplantae; Streptophyta; Magnoliopsida; Brassicales; Brassicaceae
Product: type IV inositol polyphosphate 5-phosphatase 7
Exons: 13
Coding region: 587-2377 (596 amino acids)
Biological process (GO): phosphatidylinositol dephosphorylation
Molecular function (GO): phosphatidylinositol-3,4,5-trisphosphate 5-phosphatase activity; phosphatidylinositol-4,5-bisphosphate 5-phosphatase activity; inositol-polyphosphate 5-phosphatase activity
Source: RefSeq, a predicted model, not a curated record